UGUGAUAAAUAACUGACUAUUUUUGCUCAAAGUUUAUAAGAGCAUGUAGUGCUUUGACAGCAGGAAGAUCAAAUACUAUCCCCAGCCCGACCCUCCCCAGGCAGCACACAAUCACAGGCCCUGAAUCAUUCUAAAAGUUGGGACUCAGAUGUUACAAAUGACCUAGGGGCUUCAAUGGUGCUUCUGAAUGGUAAAUUAAUCAAUUAGUCUGUGUGUUCAAGAUAUAACAUUUGUCAUGAUAAAGACCUUGAUAUUGUUGAUGGAAAUAAAUGCAAAUGUUAAAUGAAAUCUGUAAUUGGUUAAUGAGCUUAAAUUAUCUUGUACAAAUUAUUGUGUUUGAUAACUUAAUUAUAUGAUGGUGCACGCCUUUCUUAAUGUUAUAAUGCAGGGUGAAAACCUGUCUCUGUCAUUGAUGAUAUAUACAAGGAUAUCUCAUUGUUUAUUGAAUUGUAGAAGCAGAAUAUUUUAUGAUUUUUGAAGGAUAAUUUUUGAUUAGAAAUAUGACAUACUAUUGUCUGACAAUGUUUUUAAAAUCAGAGCACAAAAGUUCUACAAAGAAAGUAAAUGUCAACUACCAAGAUGGCGAUGGAAUGUCAGGGCUACAUCAAGCAGCUCUUAUGGGUCAUACAGAGAUUAUGGAACUUUUGUUGGAAAAUGGGGCAACAGUCAGUUUGAAAGACAAUAAAGGAAUGAUCGCCUUACACUAUGCUGCAUGGCAGGGUAAAUCUGAACCUGUACAUAUUUUACUAGACUGGAAGUCACCAAGUAAUGAGCAGGCUCUUGGAGGAGAGACCCCUCUACAUUUAGCUUGUCAGCAUGGUCAUUUUGAUGUGGUAAAUUUACUGUUGUUACAUCAUGCCAGCCCUAUCUUAUUAAACAAAGAAAAGAAAUCACCACUUGAUCUUGCCUGUGAAUUUGGUAGAUAUAGGGUAGUAGAUUUGUUGUUAAGGAGUAACCUGUGUUCACCACUACUUACAAGUAACCUCAAUGAUAUGACAGACGGUAAAUCAACAUGUCUACAUCUGGCAGCCAAAAAUGGUCAUAGUGAUAUUAUCAGAUUGCUGUUACAAGGUGGUAUAAACAUAAACAGAACUACACUUCAGGGGACAUGUCUUCAUGAAGCAGCCUUAUUUGGAAAAACAGAUGUUGUCAAACUUCUUCUAGAUUGUGGUGUUGAUGUCAAUAAAGUGAAUUCAUAUGACCAAACUGCCUUAGAUAUAGUGAACAAAUUUACAACUAAUCGUGCUGCCAAAGAAAUUAAACAGAUUUUAAAAGGUAAGAAUACAAAAUGCUCUUGUUCAAGGUGACAGUAAGACAGAUAA
Ruditapes philippinarum (Manila clam) is the source of this 1322-nucleotide messenger RNA. Its product is annotated as caskin-2-like. The transcript has 8 exons. Bases 501 to 1307 code for a protein of 268 amino acids. NCBI's taxonomy places the organism in Eukaryota, Metazoa, Mollusca, Bivalvia, Venerida, Veneridae. Gene Ontology annotation, molecular function: protein binding. The record is from RefSeq and is a predicted model, not a curated record.